Messenger RNA from Helobdella robusta, 1527 nucleotides. RefSeq lists its product as hypothetical. The record is from RefSeq and is a predicted model, not a curated record. Bases 1 to 1527 code for a protein of 508 amino acids. NCBI's taxonomy places the organism in Eukaryota, Metazoa, Annelida, Clitellata, Rhynchobdellida, Glossiphoniidae. Gene Ontology annotation, cellular component: plasma membrane. The transcript has a single exon.
AUGCCAGUUACACAUCUUAUACCAAUUAUUUUCAUCAACCUGUCCUCAGUAGUCCAUGCAGCAAUCGACUUGAAAGAAUCUUACAUAGGAUGCUAUCGAAACAUCAGCUCAACGAAGACAGUUGCAUCAGUUGUUUCGGUUGAUGAAUGUUCACAGGAGUGCAAGUUAGAAAUUAACAACAUGAUUGCUUUGAAGAAUGGCGAGAAUUGCAACUGUAUUGAAAGGUUAGAUUCAGCAGUGGCUUCAUCCCAGUGUGAUGUUCCUUGCGACAAUAAAGAUGCUUGUGGUGGAAGUGAUUCAUAUUCCGUUUAUAAAAGCAAGCCACGAGUCAUGCACGAUGCAUAUGCAGGUUUUCUUUAUCGUCAGGCUGGUUAUAUAUUGGUGAUCUUACCAAAAAAUUACACUCUCGAGAUGUGCGCACAUUUCUGCUUUGAAACAAAUCACACAUUCUUUCAAACAAUCAAGGUAAACAAUUGCAGUUGUUUCGAGAAUCCAAAACUAGGAGUAGGUUUAGUAAAAAAUCAGUUGUGUGAAAAAUGCAACCAUUUUCAAAAUGAAGUUUGUAACUGUUAUUUUGAAACAUAUCAAUUAAUGAACACAAUAUUUACGACACGCUUCCAAUACGACUUCCAACGAGGAGUAUCGACUUAUUCUCACUGCAGAAACAGAAACAAAGGAAAUUACGAAAUAACUGCAAACUGUCCCGAUGGAUGCGAUCCGGGAUGGAGAGGUGAUUCAUGCAGAGAAAGAGAUUGCUCAUCAGGUGGAGGAGAUUGUCCCGUUGGAAUGGAAUGUAUUGAGUCCACGGUGAAUGGUAAUAAGUACGUUGAAUGCGUCUGUCCCCCUGGUAAGGUCAGAAACAAGUGGUACCAAUGUGAGGUUUUCAGGAAGAAUAUAGCUCUGAACAAACCACCUUAUUAUAGUUCGCAUAGGUCUGUAAAUGAACGUAUGCUUCCAUCAUUUUUAACUGAUGGCAUAUAUAGUGGAUAUUUUGUGUCACAUAUUUCUGAUUCAAUGCCAGCUUGGAUGGCAGUAGAUUUACUCAGUUUACACUGUAUUGGUUACAUUAGAGCAUAUAACAGAGUAAGCUCAACAGAGGACAUGUUAUCACAGAUGGACAAGUUUGUCGUUAGACUCAACGAAACACUCAACACAACUUCCCAAGACGACAUAAGAAACCAAACUAACUUGUGCGGAUAUGGACCAGAAAAUGCACUACAAGACGGAUAUCCCAUGAUUGUCUUAUGUAAAAACUCUUCCCUAUUUUCACAAUUCGUCAUCAUCCAACAAUCUGAUGAAAAAAUGCAUCAAGGCGUUACAUCACUUGCAGAGUUGGAAGUGUUUGAAGUUGGAUGUGGAUGUGAUAUCUUCAACGAAGAGUGUGAGAAACCGAAAUGUACCGAAGUAAUUGAAAUGGUACAACCAUCCUCAGAUGUAAAAAUCUUACUACUAUCACUCGAGCAUUUCAGAGAGAUACUCUUGAAACUUCACCCAAACCAUUUAUCGAUACGAACACGCUUAUACUAA